This is a messenger RNA of Parnassius mnemosyne (clouded apollo), 1866 nucleotides long. NCBI's taxonomy places the organism in Eukaryota, Metazoa, Arthropoda, Insecta, Lepidoptera, Papilionidae. The record is from the annotation of a GenBank genome assembly.
AUGCCACCAAAGAAAGAUAAAGGAAAAAAAGAUGAAGAAACAAACAAGGGUGCUACUUUUACGGAGGUUGAAAGGACGUUCUUAGAACUACAACUAGCUGAGUGUAAUAGAAAAAUUGCAAGACUUCGGUCGGCAGUCGAUGAAUAUGAACAACGCAAUGAGGAAUUACAAAAAUCUUACGAUAAGUUGGAUGAAGAUCGGGCUGAUAUUAUUGCAUAUUUAAAAAAGAUGCUAAACCUUAAAAAUGAUGAAAACUCUGAACUAAAAGAAAAAGUUAAGGGCCUUGAAGAAACUAGGGAAAUUGAAACCGCUCGAUUUAAAGAAACUGUAUCCGAAUUAGAGAAAAACUUUACAAUAAUGAAAGAUCAGUUGACAUCUGAGAACAAAUUAUUGGCUGGCAAAUUAAAUACAUUGGAAGAAUUCAGAGCUAUAAGAGAUGACUUAAUGAGAAAAUUUGAAAAACAGGAGCAGGAUUUUAAAGAUCAAGAGAUGAAAUAUAAAAGAGUAAUUUAUGACGCUGAAAAGAAAUUCGUCAUAGGAAAAGAUAAAUUAAAAAAAGAAAUGGAAGCCAGACUUCUACAAUUAGCACAAGAUUUCCAAGACGCCACGGAACUAAGAAUAGCAGCUUCUACUCAUCGUGUGAUCAGGGAAAAUAUUGCUAUUAAUAAUGAACUGGACAAUAUUUUAUCUACUCAGUCAAAAUUAGCAGAACAAAAUGAAAAAUAUAAAGAAAGUGAAAGAGCGGCUCGUAUUAAGAUGGAACUAGCUGAAGAAGAAAGAGACAAAGCCAUUAAUAAAAGCAUUGUUCAGCGAAAAGUUAUCGAUCAGUUAACUUCAGCUUUCCAAAACAUAAAUAAGGAGAAGGCGUUAUUUGAAAAGAGAAACUAUGAUUUUGAAGCUCUGCAGGCAAAAGUUCAAAAAUUAACUAAAGAAAAUGAAAAUCUUUCUUUACAAGUCAGAAUCCUAGAACAAAAUCUUCAUGCAAAAUUGACUGAUCAAAACAAAUCAGUUGUUGAGUCUUCAAAAGUUUCCAAAGAAAAUGCUAAAUUAAAGCAAAUUUUAAAAGAAGCCGCGACCGCAGUUCGAGCGGCUUUAAAAUUAGAUCAAUGGUCUGAUGCGGAUCCAACUCGCAAUUUAGUGGAUAGACAGGUUUUGCUUUCACGAUUGCUUAUGAUUAUUACCCAAUAUCGUGACGUACAACAAGCGGAAUCAAUGGAGACCUUUGCGUCAUUAGAAAAAAUUUAUGAGGGUGGAGAUCUUGGAUUCAUUCCAAAACCAAGUUCUAAAAAGUCGAUUGGUUCUACAGUGGUUCUGGCGCCAUCCAAGGAAUCAUUAAGUGAGGAAAAAGAAAGCGAACCCUCAAUAGAACUUUCCACACCUUCGAUAGGUAGUAUUAAAACGAUUCCUAGUAUGAAGUUAGUGCCUCCGUCUUCUGAACCUGAAGUCCCAAUUAAAGAAAGUGUUCAGUCAUUUGUGACGUCAUCUCAGUCGACUGAAGGUUCAGUACCAACUGAAACCGAAGAGCUUGAGACGGAUACAGAUGAUAUUGAAAAACAGCUGGCAAAAAGUAAAUUAGAAAUUCAGAAAUCGAUUAUGAAAGACUUAGCAUAUUCGCAAAUGGCUUUGCAUUCACAAGCCAAAUUUUCUGAAGAGCGGGACAAGGGAUUAGUGUCAAAGUCAGUUGUAUUUGAAAGCACUGAAAAUGAAGAGAAAAGUGCGGACGACGUCGAGGAGUCUCGUGAAAAAUUAGAAAGUGUGCAAGAGGUAAGCGACGACAGAAGUUUAGAAGAGCAAACAGAAGUGAAGGAUGAAGAAGAAAGUUUGAAUGAAACUACGCAAAAGGAAAAAGAGGACGUGAAUGAGUAA